Messenger RNA from Cricetulus griseus (Chinese hamster), 1040 nucleotides. Lineage: Eukaryota; Metazoa; Chordata; Mammalia; Rodentia; Cricetidae. The record is from RefSeq and is a predicted model, not a curated record.
AGGGUGCUGCUGGGCGAGGGGGUGCUGACCAAGGAGUGCCGCAAGAAGGCCAAGCCGCGCGUCUUCUUCCUCUUCAACGACAUCCUAGUGUAUGGCAGCAUUGUGCUUAGCAAGCGCAAAUACCGCCGCCAACAUAUUAUUCCCCUGGAAGAAGUAACGUUGGAGCCACUGCCAGAGACCCUGGAGGCCAAGAACCGCUGGAUGAUCAAGACAGCCAAGAAGUCCUUUGUGGUGUCAGCAGCCUCCACCACGGAUGGCGAUGAUGACGACUCUGACGACGACAGAGAAGGCAGCGGAGAUGGCGACUGGCCCAGCCAGGUGGAAUUCUACACUUCUGGUGUCUCCUGGUCAGCCUUCCACAGUUGACCCCCGCCUUCAGGGUGCCUGCACCAAGCUCCGAACUGUCUGAUUUUGCUGGGACCCCUGCCCAGGGCAGUGGGCAUGUGACAGGUGACUGUUCCAGAGCCGUUACUAGUGCCUUUCUGCUAGACAGCAGCCCCCUACGCCCUCUUCUACUUCCGGACAGAUAAUUGCCUUUCCAUUUCACAAGGUACAGAACAUGAAGUCCUUGGUGACCAGGCUACAGUUGCAGCCCUCGGGAUUAGACCAGGCCCAGGUGUCCCAAGCACUAAAGACCAGGGUUAAAGAGGGCAAAGGGAAGACCAGACUGGAGUGGGGUUGGUUCCACUCCACUCUGAAGCUUGACAGGCAUAGGGCAUGCCAGAGCAGGAGGCCUGCACACCCACCACCAUGCAGAUAUCACCACAUUGCCACUGUGUGCUGCCAGGCUGGAUCCCAGAUGCACUGUGUGUGCCCUUCAGGCCCAGGUGAGCUGCAGCCUGAAUGCCCCCAGUGCAGGACAAGCCCUGUCACACACACACCCCCAAGUGCCUGGAGCCUGUUUGUCCUGUCCCCAUCUCUAUCUGUGGUGAGUAGAAGUAGUGUUUUCCCAUAGGACUCUGGGUUUCAAGGACAGAAACCCUAUCCAGACUGACUUACCAAUAAAAUAAAAUAAAAUAAAAAUAAAGGCAAAAAGCAGC